AUGCCUCUCUUCGUCAACCAGCGCUCACUCUACGAGGUCCGCGAAAGACCUAGCAAAGCUUACUCCUGGAAGGCCUUCCUCCUGGCUAACAUCGUUGUCGAAAUUCCUUACAACAUCAUCUUGGCCGUUCUGGUCUUUGGCUCCUACUACUAUGCUGUCGAAGGUAUCCAACCUUCCUUGAGACAGGGCAUGGUCCUUCUCUUCCUGAUCGAGUUCUUCAUCUAUGCCGGCACAUUCGCCCAUCUCUGCAUUGUCGCCAUGCCAGAUGCACAAACUGUAUGUACAAAAAUUUCACAAACCCAACAGCUAUCAGCGGUAUUUCGAACUCUGUUUUCGGAGACCAAAUCACUGUUACAUUGCAGAGUGUUAUUCAGGAUCGAGUGGUCGUCUGUUGAAAGCCUGUUGUCGCUUGCGAUGAGGCAGACUCUCAAUGGAGGCCUCCAGCUUUCUGAAUAUCACUCUGCAACAUGA
Molecule: messenger RNA, 471 nt
Organism: Aureobasidium musti
Lineage: Eukaryota; Fungi; Ascomycota; Dothideomycetes; Dothideales; Saccotheciaceae
Source: the annotation of a GenBank genome assembly